This is a messenger RNA of Rotaria sp. Silwood2, 342 nucleotides long. The record is from the annotation of a GenBank genome assembly. Lineage: Eukaryota; Metazoa; Rotifera; Eurotatoria; Philodinida; Philodinidae.
AUGAAAGCAAUCAUUAUUGUUGUUAUUUUACUUCUUAAUUAUGUUACUCUUAUUGAAACACUUCAAUGUUAUUCUCAUGAUGUAUGCUCAAUUAAUUGUCCACAGUUGAGUAAUACAAUAAGAUCUUGUACUGGUGGUGAUAAUAAAUGCUACAAAGCUGCAUUUUCUGGUGGUAUUUCUCGUGGUUGUGCUAAAGAACGAUGUAGUGUUCAAAUCAAUACUAAUUCAGUUCUGGCUAAUGUCUGUUGUGAAAAAGAUUUGUGUAAUUCAGCAAUAACAUCAAAAAUAACAUGUAAAAUACUCUUUAUGAUCCUUGGUGCCUUGAUUUUGACUCAAAUAUAA